UUUAUAAAAACAAAAAUGCGGGUGCAGUCGUUGAUAGUUGUUUCACUAUUGUGCCUAUCGGAUUGUAGUGCAUAUCGCUUUCUUGGAAUAUUUCCGAUUCCGAGCAAAAGCCAUUUCAUCGUGCUAGAAAGUUUGGCGAAGGGUUUGGCCGAUAAAGGGCAUCAGGUCGACGUAAUCAGUCACUUUCCACAGAAAAAACCUUAUCCAAACUAUACCGAUAUCGCAAAAUUGGCAACGACUGUGACUUAUGAUAACAAUAUGACAUAUGAAUUUAUACUACAAAUACCAAACAGGAAUCUGGUGAGUGCCCUCGUGAAUUUCCUUGGUAAUGAUGUUUGUGACGCUUAUCUGGGGAAUCCGAUAAUACAAAAACUGGUGCGGGAACCGCAAAAGGAUCCACCGUACGACGCAAUGAUCAUGGAGAUCUGUACUGCACAUUGCUUCGCGGCCAUCGCUGAUUUAUUACAUAUACCCCUGAUCGGAGUCAGCACGUCGUCGAUGUAUCCAUGGCAUAAUGAAUUAAUCGCUCAACCAGAGAACCUAGCCUUCGUAUCAAACGACAUUGCAAGACAGGAAUUUCCCAAGACUGUGUGGCAACGUACCUACAACACUCUCCACACUCUCUACUGCAAGUUAUACUUCAAGUAUCUCACGAGACCGCAAGACGAGUUAGUAAGGAAGCACUUUGGACCGAAUCGUCCAAGUAUACAAAAAAUGAACCUGGCAUUGAUUUUUAUCAAUACUCACAUCGCUCUGCAUGGAAUCCAGCCGAUGACACCUGCUAUCGUCCAAGUAGGCGGAAUGCAUAUCCGAGAGGACGAUUCGCCGUUGCCGCAGGAAUUGAAGAACUGGAUGGACGAUAGUAAGGACGGUUUUGUAUACUUCACCUUCGGCUCGAUGGUGCUGAUUGAAACGUUUCCACGCACAAUCCUCGAUGUGUUUUAUGUCUCCUUGGGCAAGAUAGCACCUGUACGUGUUUUAAUAAAGGUACCGAAUCCAGAAAAAUUGCCGGCUGGCUUACCCGAAAAUAUUCGCACGUUCCGUUGGAUGCCGCAAGUUAAAGUAUUAAAGCAUCCAAACAUAAGAGCCUUCGUCACUCACGGCGGACUCAUGAGCACUAUGGAAGCGAUCUUCUGCGGUGUUCCCAUGAUCGGCAUGCCACUUUACGCCGAUCAGUUUAAGAACGUUGAAGCAUGUGUCACGAGAAACGUCGCUGUGAAACUGGACGUUCAUAAGAUAACUGAGAAAGACAUGGAUGCAGCCUUGAACGCAAUCUUGCACGAUCCACGAUACAUGUAAAAGAUAGAAAACUUAUUAUUUUACAUAUUAGCAUAUAUAUAACGGUUUGCGCACCACAAUUUGUUUGCGCACUUUUCAUUGUGCGCUUAUUACAUUGUAUGUAUGCAACAUAUGCAACAUGGUAUGAUAUGCUAUUCAUCAAUCUUUAUCUACGUAAACAGUACUCUUUGUACAUUUAGCAUACUCAUGGCGUAUUUUCGUUGCUUCGUCUUUAACUCGAUAUGUUAAUCGCUGUUGAUAACGU
Messenger RNA from Ooceraea biroi (clonal raider ant), 1543 nucleotides. RefSeq names its product 2-hydroxyacylsphingosine 1-beta-galactosyltransferase. The record is from RefSeq and is a predicted model, not a curated record. Lineage: Eukaryota; Metazoa; Arthropoda; Insecta; Hymenoptera; Formicidae. Gene Ontology annotation, molecular function: UDP-glycosyltransferase activity.